UCUAUUUUCCCGGCUCCCUCGAAUCCUCUGAUAUCCAAAUUCUUUUCAGGUAACGGUCAAAAGUUUGAGACUUUUCUCUUAAUUAAGCAUAAAAGAGCGAGCUUCUUAUCAUUUAUCUGCUUGGUUUUGCUGUCUUUGACAUAACUUUUUUCGUGGAUGUGACUCUUCAUUUUAGUACCUUCUAAGUUCUACUAGUUGCAAGAGCAGCUUUUCCUAAGUGGCAGUGGCUUAGUUAUGAAGCUUAGGCUUUUACUUUGCUUUUUCUGAGGUCUUAUACUGGAUAAUGCAACUGGGUAUUGCUCUUGGUGCUGGUUAAUUGUUGUCUCAAAGACCUUGUAUUCAAGUGCACAGUUAUAUUUCUGUGCCAUGUCAUUUCUUUACUACUCUACUUUGAGUCCAGUUAUGGGGGAAUCAAUUAAUUUGAAAUGGAAUGGCUUAGCUUGCAAAACUAGAUUUUAUAUGACAAGUAAUUAUGAUUGUAGGGCUUGUUGGAGGAGUUGUCUUUGUAGUUUACACCGUCUUUCAGCUAUGAACAUGAGUAGAGGUUUUAUGGGAUGUGGGAGGCUCUAUGUAGUUUCAACGUCCAUACAGGGAUAUACAUGGUUUAAUUUUGUACAAUAUAAGGUGCAUCAGUUUAGACCGAUAUAUGGAUUCGCCAGAAUGGCAAGUCUGCUAGAUACAUCGGGUUCAGUUGCUAGCAAUGAAUCCGGAUUUGCAUUUGAAGAAAAUGAAGAGCAGGAAGUUAUUCAAAGUCGAAAAGAUGAACUUGAUAUGGAUUCUUUUGAGAAGUAUUUGCCUCCUUGGGGAAAUUUGACAGUUCAUCAGGAACCAGAACUGGAUCCUGCAGGUAUUGUCCAGCCUUCAAUAAGUCCAAGAAAUAAAAUUAGUCUUGAUGAAAGUAGGGUACAUCUCUUAGAAGAAGGGAAUGAAGAAGAGUUAUCAAGAAGGAUCUUGAUGCUUAGCAGAUCCAACAAGGUUAGAAGUGCACUAGAAUUGUUUAGGUCCAUGGAAUUCUCAGGUCUACGACCCAAUAGUCAUGCCUGUAAUUCUUUUAUCUCUUGCCUCUUAAGAAACAAACUACUUGACCAUGCAUUGAGAGUCUUCAAGUUCAUGAAGAGAAAUGAGAUCUCAACAGGUCAUACCCAUACCUUAAUACUAAAAGCAGUUGCCGAUAUACAGGGUUGUGAAUCCUCUCUCUAUAUGUUUGCCAAAUUAGGACUUUCUAGCGAGCAGAAUGAUUUUGAUGUCAUUGUUUAUAACACAAUGUUAUCUAUUUGUGGAAGAGUGAAUAAUUGGGUUGACAUGGAAAGAAUAUGGAGAAGUAUGAAAGAAAAUAGUCACACUGGAACAGAAAUUACUUACUCUCUGUUGGUUAGCAUUUUUGUGCGCUGUGGCCAGAAUGAGCUGGCACUUGAUGCUUACACUGAGAUGCAUCAAAAUGGAAUUAAACCAAGAGAUGACACAUUGCAGGCUGUACUUGCGGCAUUUACAAAGGAAGGGAAGUGGGAAUCUGCUUUAAACGUUUUCCAAAAUAUGUUGAAUCGUGGGCUGAAGCCAAAUCUUACUGCAUGCAAUGCAUUGAUGAAUUCUCUUGGAAAAGCUGGAGAAUACAAACUAGCAUUCAAGGUACUUGAAAAAGUUAAAUCUUUGGGUCACACACCUGAUGCAUACACAUGGAAUGCAUUGCUUAAUGGACUAUACAGAGCAAAUCAACCUGUUGAUGCUCUUCAGCUUUUUGAGAGCAUAAAAAGAGGACAGAGCUCUCAAAUCAAUGAGCAUUUAUACAACACUGCUUUAAUGUCAUGCCAGAAGGUUGGUCUAUGGGACAAAGCUCUUCAGCUACUGUGGCAGUUGGAAUCUUCUGGACUGCCAGUCUCAACUACAUCCUACAAUCUUGUUAUUGGUGCUUGCGAGACUGCCAGAAAGCCAAAAGUUGCAUUACAGGUUUAUCAGCACAUGGUUCACCAGAAGUAUACUCCAGACACAUUUACUUAUUUGUCACUGAUAAGAAGUUGCAUUUGGGCGUCCCUUUGGGAUGAAGUGAAGGACAUUCUAGAGCAAGUUGCACCAGAUGUAUCUCUCUACAAUGCUGUCGUUCAUGGAAUGUGUUUGAGAGGCAAGUUCGAAUCUGCUAAGAAGCUGUACAUGAAGAUGCGGAGGAGUGGGCUCAAACCUGACGGGAAGACAAGGGCAUUGAUGCUUCAGAACCUGAAAAGGGGUGCAACUAAAAGGAGCAGAUAGUCUUCUCACCAGACUGUAAAUAAGAUACAUGACAGAGGUCGGGGGAACAAAACACGAAAAACUGAACCAUAAACUGAUCAGCACUUGUGUUCUAUAUGUGAAUGUGCAAACGCCCCUCUAUUUUGCACUUAACAGAUAUGAAUCGCUGCAUGAUGAUAUAGGAAAAGAAACUGUUUGUAUACCUUAACCUGCAACUGCAAGUUAGUUACUGUACAGACUACUUCUAUAUAUUGCAUUCUGGCCAUUUCUGAAUAUGUUGACAACUAGCCGUUACAGGGCUUGUAAAUGUAGUGUAACCUUGGAAACAAAAUGAAGGCCAUUUUGUUUCCAUUCAGUUAAAGUUCAUUUAUUGUC
Molecule: messenger RNA, 2595 nt
Organism: Ricinus communis (castor bean)
Lineage: Eukaryota; Viridiplantae; Streptophyta; Magnoliopsida; Malpighiales; Euphorbiaceae
Product: pentatricopeptide repeat-containing protein At3g29290
Exons: 2
Coding region: 367-2241 (624 amino acids)
Molecular function (GO): protein binding
Source: RefSeq, a predicted model, not a curated record